Suillus clintonianus is the source of this 1166-nucleotide messenger RNA. RefSeq lists its product as uncharacterized. The transcript is spliced from 7 exons. Lineage: Eukaryota; Fungi; Basidiomycota; Agaricomycetes; Boletales; Suillaceae. The record is from RefSeq and is a predicted model, not a curated record. Bases 1 to 1002 code for a protein of 333 amino acids.
AUGAACAUCUUCCUGACGAACAGGAAACUUCGGAGCAGCGCCGAAGCGAAAAUCUAUGUGUUGACUAGGUAUGCCGGUUUGGCUGGACAAAUGUUUAACAUCUGGUUUGCGUUUAGGAUGGCUUCAGGGGUUCCAAACAGUACGCUCGCUUGCCAAGCAUGGUACACGUACCAGACUGCCACGAUCCAGUGUUUGCUAUUCGCAGUGGAGACAUUGCUCAUGGUGCGGGUGUACAAAAUGUACAAAAAGGGCAAAGCUAUCCGCGCCCUCUUGAUCAUGUUCAGUAGCGCGCAGGCUGUCGCCAUGGCUGUCAAUGCUCAAACCAUUGUAACUGGCACUCAUUACACUCCCACUUGCAUCACCAUCACUCCUCAUCGCAAUCGGAUCUAUGUCGGUGUCUCGAUUAUUGCGACCUUUAUGUUUAUCUCUUUUACGAUGCUAUGGCGGUACUUCAGAGACACGACUAGCUGGUCGGAAGCUCCACGUGCUUGGCGCAACCUUGCGGUCCGCGACGGUAGUAUCACGACUGUUGUGAUCACAGCGAUCUUCAUCUUCAUGUUUCUCUGCACCAUGGGUAUCAUCGACAUACAAAUGAGUAGGAAUUUCUUCUUUUACGUACUGCUGUCCUGCCUUUGGUUUGCUGCUGGACGCAUAGUUCUUCACCAAGAGAAAUUCCGCGAAAACUACGAGUCCCAGAAGGGUAGCGCUCAUGAUUCAAGUCGGUUGACUACGAUCGAGGUAGACCUUGAUGACUUUGCACCCUCUGAUGCCAUCGAUGGAUGUCCUGAGAGUGCUUCCGACUUCAGGGUCGACUCGACGGAAGUCCCUAACUUGUCCGGCUCUGAGUUAGAUGUAGGAACGAAGGAUAUCACUGACGAACGCAUUUGCGAGUUGGAUGACGAUGACGACGACGACGAUGAUGUGUCGCUGUCGAGCUGCACACCCACAUUCAUACUCAUGGAAACAAGAAUCAGUGCUGAGGAUUCGGGUUCUGGGACGUAAAGUACAUCCAUUCGUUUUAUGACACGAUCACGAGUUCCGUAGUACAUACUUCAUCAUCUAUAUCACUAAUACAUAAGUAGUUACACCUUUGAACUGAGAAGUCUAGAAUAGUUACCAGAGUUUCUUGGAAUGCGGCCUGCAAUGUGCAUGAGGCAUGAUUCUUA